Messenger RNA from Gracilinanus agilis (Agile Gracile Mouse Opossum), 1878 nucleotides. RefSeq names its product NIPA like domain containing 3 (gene NIPAL3). Gene Ontology annotation, cellular component: membrane. Bases 236 to 1456 code for a protein of 406 amino acids. The transcript is spliced from 12 exons. Gene Ontology annotation, biological process: magnesium ion transport. Gene Ontology annotation, molecular function: magnesium ion transmembrane transporter activity. The record is from RefSeq and is a predicted model, not a curated record. Lineage: Eukaryota; Metazoa; Chordata; Mammalia; Didelphimorphia; Didelphidae.
UCAGCCCGGGGUCCUCUACCACUGGAAGGGGGCACCGCCGGAGGCCUCCCUCCGAAGCCUCCGCCGGAUGGAGGGUUUGUAGAGGAAGCGCAGCGAUGAGAAGAUGGAGGCUGGGAAGCGGUAAAGACUCAGAAGGAAGGAUGGGCUCCAGGGUCCACCUGACCUAAAGUCAUCCGUCUAAAAACUUUCAGUGACGAGGGGAGAGCCAAGACGUGAUGUGCUCAUAGAGACCACCAUGGAGGGAGACAACAGCCCCGACCUGCAGCUCCAGCAGCUGCCGCCCACAAGCGUGGCUGUGUCCGUGAAUGAAGUGUCUUUCUCUUACAAGGAAAAUUUGAUUGGCGCACUGCUGGCUAUUUUUGGACAUCUCGUCGUCAGCAUAGCCCUCAAUCUCCAGAAAUAUAGCCACAUCCGACUUGCAGGCUCUAAGGACCCCCGUGCCUACUUCAAGACCAAAACAUGGUGGCUCGGCCUGUUCCUGAUGCUUCUGGGAGAACUGGGAGUGUUCUCAUCCUACGCUUUUGCACCUCUCUCUCUGAUCGUACCCCUCAGUGCUGUCUCUGUCAUCGCCAGUGCCAUAAUAGGAAUCAUAUUCAUCAAGGAAAAAUGGAAACCCAAAGAUUUUCUGAGGCGUUAUGUUUUGUCUUUUGUAGGCUGUGGCCUGGCCAUCAUAGGCACUUACCUGCUCGUCACUUUUGGGCCCAACAGUCAUGAAAAGAUGACAGGAGAAAACAUCACCAAACACUUAGUGAGCUGGCCCUUUCUCUUAUAUAUGCUUGUGGAGAUCAUUGUAUUCUGCUUACUGCUGUAUUUCUACAAGGAGAAAAAUGUCAACUACAUCGUCGUCAUCCUCCUCCUCGUUGCUCUGCUUGGUUCCAUGACGGUGGUGACGGUCAAGGCUGUGGCAGGAAUGCUCGUGUUAUCGAUCCAAGGGAACCUCCAGCUGGAUUACCCCAUCUUCUAUGUGAUGUUGGUGUGCAUGGUUGCCACUGCUGUCUACCAAGCUGCCUUCUUAAGCCAGGCCACCCAGCUCUAUGACUCUUCCCUGAUCGCCAGUGUGGGCUACAUUCUGUCUACAACCAUCGCAAUCACAGCAGGAGCAACAUUUUACUUGGAUUUCAUUGGUGAGGAUGCCCUCCACAUAUGUAUGUUUGCACUUGGCUGCCUCAUUGCCUUCUUGGGAGUAUUCUUAAUCACAAGGAACAGAAAGAAGGCCAUUCCAUUUGAACCCUACAUUUCCAUGGACGCCAUGCCAGGUAUGCAGAAUAUACACGACAAAGGAAUGACGGUCCAGCCCGAACUCAAAGCUUCCUUUUCCUACGGCGCCCUGGAGAACAACGACAACGUUUCUGAAAUCUACACGCCCGCCACGCUGCCCGUCAUGCAGGAGGAACACGGCUCCAGAGCCGGCUCGGCGGCUCCUUACCGAGUCCUAGAGCACACAAAGAGAGAAUGAGUAAGGCCUUGGAAAAAACCGAUCAUCCAGCCCCGAACUCGGGACGGCUUUGUUUAUUUAUUACCUGGGCUUUCUAGUCUGUCCGGGCUGAGCGGGUCACGACUUCAAACUUUGGGCUUAAAUUUGCUUUCCUAAGUGGUUUUUUUUUCUGUUUGUUUCUUUUUAUAAAGAAUUCAGCAGAGCCGGGAACUCAGACGUCAUUUGUCUUAAACCAACGGCAGAUUGUAUUGGUCUUCUGAGUUUGAACUGUUGCAUAGGAAAAAAAGCAAAAAAAGCAAAAACAAAACAAAACACAGUAUUUUGGGAAUGCAAUAAGGAACACAUCAGCUGUGUGUGUGGGGUUGUUGUUUUUUUUUUUCCUUCUGGGAUCUCGCAUCUCACACAAUGGUUACAUACCUGUCUAAAUAAAUAGUGAAAGAUGA